This is a messenger RNA of Petromyzon marinus (sea lamprey), 3443 nucleotides long. RefSeq names its product BMP and activin membrane-bound inhibitor homolog. NCBI's taxonomy places the organism in Eukaryota, Metazoa, Chordata, Hyperoartia, Petromyzontiformes, Petromyzontidae. Gene Ontology annotation, molecular function: frizzled binding. The record is from RefSeq and is a predicted model, not a curated record. Gene Ontology annotation, biological process: transforming growth factor beta receptor signaling pathway.
AGUAAAGUAGAUUCGGGGGGGGUGGAGGAGGUGAAUGAGUCAAAGGGCGGACGCUUCGGGGCUCAUUGUCCUUCCCGCGGGCCAAAUCGUGUGAUCGGCGCCAGGACACGUUUAAUUGCUAAUUAGAGACACACACACACAGAGAGAGACACACACAGAGCGAGUUGUCGCUGCUGCUGCUGCGUUCGUGAGCGCUCCGGCUCAGAGCCGCUCUCGCCUCUCCGGCUGCGUCCGCACCGCCCCUCGCCGCCCGCGCAUCGAGAACCCCGCCCCACGCCGUCACGGCCUCAAACUCCUGCUGCUGCUGCUGCUGCUGCCUCCUCCUUGGUCGCAAUCCGUCCCUCCCCUCCCCCGAAACACCCUCGAGCGGCAGAGAAGGGCUCCAAGCUCGUGCGCUGCGGCUGUUGGGCUCAGUUGCCGGGAUGAAUGCGCGCUGAGAAGGAGAGAGAAGCAGAGAGGCAGGCAGGCAGGGAGGGAAGGAGGAGGAGGAGGAGGAGGGGGAAUACUCUUUGCGAUUCUUCUUUGCGCUUCCAUAGCCGUGGACUCCGGCACUCGGCGACGUUUCAGUUCGUGCCUUGGGGGUUUUUUGAGUUGCAUUCACACACGUGUGUUGGUAGCAGCAGCAGCAGCAUAGAGGGCAGGCUCUUACAGCAGCAGCAGCUGCUGCAUACGGGGGUGAGGUUGUUGUCAGCUGUAGUGGGAACGAAGGUGGUUCAAGUCGCGCGUGUUGGAUGUUGCUGGUCGCGGGGGCGCGCAGGAAGGCAGCUCGGUUCGGCUCGGCUUAGCUCGGCUCGGUUCGGCUCGGCUUGGCUCAGCUCGGUUCGGCUCGGCUUGGCUCAGCUCGGUUCGGCUUGGCUUGGCUCGGCUCGGCGAGCGAUCGAGCGCUUUGACGUGGAGGGGGGGGGGGGUGGGUCCGCGAGCGUCUGUGCGGCAAAGAGAACGCAAGGAGUUAGUGAAGUUUGACACUCGUUUAGAGAAGUUUCUCCCACCCCACCCCGCGUUGCUGCGCCGCGCUGUUUGGCACAAAGCGCAGCGUGAGACGGCGAGGGCUGCGGCGUGGCGAUUUCUCUGCAUUCUCUUGCCGAGAGAGGAGGAACAAGCUGGGGAGGGAGAGAGGAGAGGGGGGGGGAACGAGCAACUUUACUCAACGGCAGAACAAAGAGCUGCGCUCGGGAAGGAAGCCUCUAACUUGUUCCUUAUGACCGGGUUGUGGGCACUUGUUAGGGCAGCCUAUUAGCUCGGUAUCAAGCGAGCGGCACGCGGGGUCGAGUGGCGCGCUGACAACGAACGAGAGCACCGCAGCAACGCCAGCAAGCUCACACCAUGCGCUCUUCAGUGACAUUGGAGAGGUGGUGGUGGCGGCGGUGGUACUGAUACGGGGGGGGGGGGGGGGGUUCUGUGUUCGAGGCAGUCGAGGUUGGCGAUAGAAUCGGCAAUAGGACCGGCAGGCGUAAGACGAAGGGGAGCGGAGCGGACGCUUUGGGGUCACUCUGGCUGAAUUCCUAGGCGUUGUUGUUAUUGGGUCACCAACACUCCGACGACCUAAACGCGAUGGAGCGACUUCCGAAUGUCCUGGCGCUGUGGAUGCAUUUGGAAGUGUGGACCCUGCUCCUGGUUCUGGCUAAAGGCGAGAUCCGCUGCUACUGCGACGCGGCGCACUGCGUGCCCACGGGCUACAUGUGCAAGUCGGAGAUGUCCGUGUGCUUCCGCCGCGUGCUGGAGCCCACGGACCCGCGCUCGCCGCUCGCGCACGGCUGCAUCGAAGCCCUGUCGCCCUCCCCGCCGCACCCGUGUCACGCGCCGCGUCCCCGCAACCACACAGGCCGCUGGCCGGUCGUGCGUUGCUGCCAGGACGACAUGUGCAACUACAACGCGCUGCACGACCUGCUGCGGCCGCCCCGGGGAGACACAGCAGACCCCGUGAGCGGCGGGGGGCCCGGCCCGGAGGGCGCGGGACGCCCCGCCGUGUGGCGCUCCGCCUCCGCGUCGGCGUCGGCGGCGGCCGCGGCGGCCGCCUCGCAGGAGCUGUGGUUCCGCGCGGCCGUCAUCGCCGUGCCCAUCGCUGGCGCCGUCGUGCUGGCGCUGCUCGUGGCGCUGGCGCUGCGCAUGCUGCGGAGCGAGUCGCGGCACCGCCACCGGCAGAUGCUGGCGCGACUCCACUACGGCUUCCACGGCCCGCUGCCGGGACGCGCGUGCCCGUCGUCGGCGUCGUCCUCGACGGACGGGGGCCCCAAGUCGGCGGGCGACGCGGGCCAGCCGUGCUGCUGCUGCUGCUGCGUGGCGUGCGCAGAGGCGCCCAGGAAGCCCAAGGCGUGGUCGAUCGCGCGCUGGGGGCCGGGGUGCGCGGGCGGUGGCGGCGGCGGAGGAGGAGGGGGAGGAGGAGGAGGAGGGGGAGGAGGAGGAGGAGGAGAGAAGCUCGAGGGGAUGGAAGAGCGGCAGAAGUCGUCGUGGUCACUGGGACGAUGGGGAUCGAGCAGCGCCACCGAGAAGAUGGCGUUUGUGUGACCGGGGGAUUUUUUUUAUUUUGCAGAGUUAACGAGACAAGAGCGUGGGCAGAGGAUUUUUAAGGAACGGUGCAAUUGUUUUUCGAGAAGUUGAAGAGCGCUCAGACUUUCUUUAUGCGGAAAAGCACAACGACCUCCUUGUGUUACCUUUACUCGCAAGAUCGCAGAGAUGCGUUCAGGGUGUCCGUCGAGGUUCAAGGCAACGGUAAAAACCAGCGACAAUGAAAAAAUGUCUAGACUCUUGAAACGCUUUUCUUUAGUUUUCCCAAAACUGUUUUCUGUCUCGCUAUGUGGUUAUCGCUGCAGUGAGCUUAAACUUACAGCGCGCUUUGAUAGUGAAGCUACUUAGUUCAAGAACAUCGAACUCUCUCUGCCGACGACAGAACCAACGAACGGAAAGCGCGACGACGCGCCAUCCCAACAGCAUCCCCCGCGGGAACUUUCCCGUUGGUCAUUUUUCAAAAAAGGAGGGAAUCGCCAAUGUGCGCCACUGAUGACGCUUGCGAAGAAGUGAAGGAAACGGAACGAUGUCGGUGAGGAUUUGUUAAAUUAAAUUGCCGACGCACACUCUUGCUGGGUGUGUUAUCGGUGUCUUGUGUAAAUUUGUACAGAGUCUGCAUGGGACUUGUGUAGUGUGUCCAUAUUUUACACCGACUUGUGUGUCUAGCUUUCAUUAUUGUUGUUGUGAUUUUAUUAUUGUUAGAUUUUUUUUAUGAUGUUGCACACUAAUAUAGGUCUACUUAGAUCAAUGGGAUUUAUAGUAACGAGAAACUAUAUUGUCCUUAAAACCAGGGUAUUACGAAGCAUGGAGAAUUUCCAGCAUUAUGCCUUUUUACAUCAUCUUGGCAUAAUUGGUGCAGAGCGCUCUCUUUUAUGUACAUACAACUGUUUGGUUUCUGCUGUCAUUUUAAAAUAUAUUUUCCCUGUUGAACAGCUAAA